Melospiza georgiana is the source of this 2412-nucleotide messenger RNA. It is a transcript of the gene ADAM28, whose product is annotated as ADAM metallopeptidase domain 28. The transcript has 24 exons. The record is from RefSeq and is a predicted model, not a curated record. The coding region runs from base 1 to 2412 and encodes 803 amino acids. Gene Ontology annotation, biological process: proteolysis. Gene Ontology annotation, molecular function: metalloendopeptidase activity. Lineage: Eukaryota; Metazoa; Chordata; Aves; Passeriformes; Passerellidae. Gene Ontology annotation, cellular component: plasma membrane.
AUGAAAAUCCUCCUCAUUUCUGCGCUUCUGCUGCAUCUCCUCCAACAAGGGAGCAGCAGGGAGAAGUUCUCUGGAGCUGAACAAUAUGAAAUCGUUUACCCGCAGAAACUGCACGCGGUGCACAGGAGAGCUGCAGGAACCAGCUCAGAGAGCAAAUAUGAUGACAUAGUGAAGUAUGGGAUCAAAGCCAAUGGAGAGGAAGUGGUGCUGCAGCUCCAAAAAAAUCGGGAUCUCCUGGCUGGGGAUUAUUCUGAAACUCUUUAUUCUGCUGACGGCCGACAAAUAACGACAACUCCUCGCAUCAAGGAUCACUGUUACUAUGGAGGCCACGUGGAGGGUGAUGCUGAGUCUGUGGCGAGCAUCAGCACCUGCACAGGCCUCAGUGGCUAUUUUGAGACCCGUGGCCAGAAGUUCCUCAUUGAGCCCUUGGGAGCCUCGGACAGGGAUGAGCACGUGGUUUAUAAAUACGAGGCCCUGAAACAAGAGCCCAUCAAAACCUGUGGGCUGGUCAACAACUCCUGGGAACAGGACUCCAGUGACCCCAUCAAGGCCAUCUUCAGGUCCAGCAACAGCCCAGAGAUGAAAGCCUACCUGAAAUCAAAGAAGUACCUGGAGCUCUAUGUUGUUGCAGACAAUGCUUUGUACAAGAAAUAUGAUGAAGAUGCUAAAAAUAUAAGACAAAGGAUAUUUGGAAUAGUCAACUACAUCAACACGGUUUAUAAAGCCAUCAACACCCACGUGGCUCUGGUUGGCCUGGAGGUGUGGACAGAUGGGGACAAGUGUCCCCUGACCAGGAAUGCAGGCUUCACCCUGGAGGCCUUCUCCAAGUGGCGCCGGUCGGAUCUGCUCAAGAGGAAAAGGAAUGACAACGCUCAGCUCAUCACAGGCCUGGACUUUGAGGGCACCACGAUUGGAUUGGCCUUCAUGAAAUCCAUAUGCAGUGAUUCAUUUUCUGCAGGUAUUAUUCAGGACCACAACAGGAACGAGGUGGCGGUGGCAGCCACGAUGGCCCACGAGAUGGGGCACAACCUGGGCAUGAGCCACGACACCAAGGCCUGCUCGUGCAACGAUGACAUCUGCAUCAUGACCGACACCGUCAGCUCGGUGAUCCCCAAGGAGUUCAGCUCGUGCAGCCUGCAGAGCUUCGAGUCCUUCAUGCUGGCCAACCUGCCCCGCUGCCUGAGCAACGUCCCCGAGCAGGCCAGCAUCAUCGCCCCGGCCUCCUGCGGGAACGGCUUUGUGGAGCGCGGCGAGGAGUGCGACUGCGGCACCCCCGAGGAGUGCACCAACGACUGCUGUGACCCUGAGACCUGCAAGCUGAGCUCAGGAGCUGCCUGUGCCUCCGGGGAGUGCUGUGAGAACUGCCAGUUCAAGAAGUCGGGCUCGGUGUGCCGGCCGGUGAAGGACGACUGUGACCUGGCUGAGAUGUGCACGGGGCGCUCCCCCAGCUGCCCCGAGGAUCGCUUCCGUGUCAAUGGGCACCCCUGCAGAUUUGGAGAGGGCUACUGCUACAUGGGCACCUGUCCCACCCGUGACAGCCAGUGCAAACACGUCUUUGGGCCAGAGGCCAGAGAGGGCGAAGCCUCCUGCUACAAUGUGAACGAGAUGGGGAAGUACUUCGGGUACUGCAGGAAGGAGCAGGGCACUUUCCUCCCCUGCAAGAGAAAAGACAAACUGUGUGGGAAGCUGUUCUGCUCGGGAGGCAGGGAGAUGCCUCGGGACGGGAGCCUGCUGUCCUUCAGGGCCUGCAAAGGCAGCUUCUCCAGGGGUGGGGGGGACGACCCAGGCAUGAUCCUGGAUGGAACCAAGUGUGGCAAUGGGAUGGUGUGCAGCCGUGGGGAGUGUGUCCAGGCUGAGGAUGUCUUCAGAUCCACCAACUGCUCUGCCAAGUGCCCUGGCCAUGCUGUGUGUGACCACGAGCUGCAGUGCCAGUGUGAGGAGGGGUGGGCACCCCCCAACUGUGACAGCUCCUCAGCCCUCACCAGCAUUGCUGUGGCUGCUGGCGUGCUGGCUGUCCUGGCUGUCACUGCAGUUGCAGCCGUGCUGCUCACCCGCUUCCGAGGCUCCCACAAGAGCCACCAGACCAGGAGGGGACCCGGAGCCACCAACCAGGUGUUUGUGGAUCAGGAGCAGAGCUGCAGGGAACAGCCUGUGCUGGUGCCACCUGCCCAGAAGGUAGUUGAUAAGAAAGUUCUUCCCGUGCCUCCACCUCAGGAGAACAAACCGCACCUUCAGAGUCCUGCCCUGAGGCCCAAGGGUCCCCCACCUCCCGUUCCUGCCCCCAAACCUGGCUCUUCCCACCCCGAGGAGAAGUUUGCUCCAGAAAGAACAGCUCCUCCUGUGCCCCUUCCCAAAGGCAAACCCCCUCCUCCACCCCAGGCUUUAAAGCCCCCCAUGAACCCCAGAGUCUGA